CUUUGCUCGAAAAAACAUUCAAUAGCAAAAGAACGAAAAAUCUAAAACACGAGUCAAAUGUUGCUCAUUCAUGAGUAUAGCUCACAGAAGUUUUAGAACUAAAUUUAUCUUAUGAUUUUUUCUUCUCGGUUCAAACAGUAUGGCGAAAUUAUUGAUAUUAUUCUUUGCUUUGGUGAUUGUGAUCAACACCGCAAACACAGAUGGAGACGACAGCAAAGCUGUAAAAGAACUAUUGAAAAUUGUCCAAAAGCAUAACGCAGCAUUUAAGAAAGGAAAGACUUCAUUCAAAAUGAAGGUGAACCCCGCAGCCAGGAAACUCUUAGCUCUAUUAUACAAACCUAAGCAUAUAAUGAACGAAUAUCUGUCGACAAAUACCAAAAAGUUUGUGAUGGAAAAAGUUCGGAAAGCACCCGCAUCCUUUGACUGGAGAGAGCAUGGUGCUGUAACAGAAGUUGGACUCCAAGGGAACUGUUCAUCAUGCUGGACAUUCGCCGUCGCGGGGGCAUUGGAAGCAUUUUAUAAAAUUAAAACUGGAAAUUUGGUUCGACUAUCGCAACAGUACCUACUCGAUUGUUCCGACUAUGCCCAAAUGGCAAAAAAAGUAGAAGAUAAAUGUAGAACAGGCAAUUUUCCACAAUUGGGAUUGGAGUUUGUACGAAAAAAUGGCAUAUGUCUAGCGGAUAGUUAUCCAUACACUGCCAAGAGCGGUAAAUGCGACAAAAGCAUAAAACGCACCAAAUUUUAUGCAAUCAAAGAUAUUAAGCAGGUUAAAAAUGAUGAAGAAACAAUGAAAGAAGUACUAUAUUCGAAUGGACCAUUGGUUGCUGGCGUGUAUGCUCUUGAAAAUUUGUUCGAAUUGUACGAAGGAGGCGUAUACUACGAAGAGAACUGUUGGGAAGGAAGAAUGCAUACAGUACUCAUCGUUGGAUAUGGCCAUGAUAAACUGCAGGGAGAUUAUUGGAUAAUAAAAAAUAGUUGGGGCCGAGAUUGGGGCGAAGAUGGGUAUAUGAAAUUAGCUCGAAAUAGAGACAGCCAUUGUGGCAUUUCAUUUACAGUUUACUUGGUUAAAUGAGUGUCUUGUUCGAUGAGUUUUUCUAGUAGUUUUUCCACCAAACUUACCUCUGUAAACAGUUAGAUAGACAAAUUCAAGACCAUUCUCUCUUGUGAACUGGAUUUAU
Sitodiplosis mosellana (orange wheat blossom midge) is the source of this 1178-nucleotide messenger RNA. Its product is annotated as cathepsin S-like. The record is from RefSeq and is a predicted model, not a curated record. The transcript has 3 exons. The coding region runs from base 140 to 1072 and encodes 310 amino acids. Gene Ontology annotation, molecular function: cysteine-type endopeptidase activity. Lineage: Eukaryota; Metazoa; Arthropoda; Insecta; Diptera; Cecidomyiidae. Gene Ontology annotation, cellular component: lysosome.